This is a messenger RNA of Impatiens glandulifera, 1769 nucleotides long. Its product is annotated as chaperone protein dnaJ A6, chloroplastic-like. The record is from RefSeq and is a predicted model, not a curated record. Lineage: Eukaryota; Viridiplantae; Streptophyta; Magnoliopsida; Ericales; Balsaminaceae. The transcript has 8 exons. Gene Ontology annotation, biological process: response to heat; protein refolding. Gene Ontology annotation, cellular component: cytoplasm. Gene Ontology annotation, molecular function: heat shock protein binding; ATP binding. The coding region runs from base 191 to 1549 and encodes 452 amino acids.
GAAGGCCCUCUUUCUCUCUCGCAGGAGUAGACUGUAGAGUUUCAUAUCCUCCUCCUCCUCCAAGUUCUUAAAAGAACCAACGGUUCUCUCUCCUGCCAAGCAUACGAUUGAUUCUCUUCAACAACGAACCAGGUUUCGUCACCUCAUACGUUUUCCAGGUUGUAUAAAGGAAGUAUUCAGUCAAUAAUAGAUGGCUAUCGUACCUGGUGGAUGUACAUGGGUGGCUCGGUGGGGACAACCUCAAUUGGUAUUCCAAUCUCCUUCCAUUAAUGGGUUAUAUGCUUCCUCACACAGGCUUUCUUGCAAGAUUAAAGCAAUUGCUUCUCCAAGUUCUAGCAUAUUUUCUCAAGAUUCUUUGAGUGCGCUCUUUCAAAAAUUGCCUUAUAGGAACCAGGGUCAUCAAAGGGGAGCUCGUUUGAUAGUUAGAGCAGAUACUGAUUACUAUUCUGUACUUGGAGUGAACAAAAAUGCUACCAAGGCAGAUAUUAAAAGCGCUUACAGGAAGCUAGCAAGAAGUAACCACCCUGAUGUCAACAAAGAACCCGGAGCAGAACAGAAGUUCAAGGAGAUCAGUAACGCCUAUGAGGUUUUGUCGGACGAUGAGAAACGUUCUAUAUACGAUAGAUAUGGAGAGGCCGGACUAAAAGGCGCUGGAAUGGGUAUGGGGGAUUUCAGCAGCCCUUUCGAUCUCUUCGAAUCAUUAUUCGACCUGGGCGGUAUGGGAGGCGGCAAUAUGGGUGGUGGAAGAGCCACUCGAAACCGAGCAAUGGAAGGUGAAGACCAGCUCUACAACUUAGUUCUCAAUUUCAAAGAAGCUGUCUUCGGAAUCGAAAAGGAAAUCGAAAUAACCCGACUCGAAUCAUGUGGUUCAUGCGAAGGAUCCGGUGCCAAACCCGGAACCAAACCCACCAAAUGUAACCCAUGUGGCGGUCAAGGUCAAGUCAUCUCAUCUGCCCGAACCCCAUUGGGCAUCUUCCAACAGGUCAGCACUUGCAACAGCUGUAAUGGGACCGGGGAGUCUUUUUCUCCUUGCAAUACAUGCAAGGGAGAUGGCAGAGUAAAGAAAUCGAAGCGUAUCGGAUUAAAAGUCCCUGCAGGAGUAGAUUCCGGAAGCAGGCUUAGGGUUAGGAACGAGGGUAAUGCGGGGAAGAGAGGUGGAUCCCCUGGAGAUCUUUUCGUUCAAAUUGAAGUUCUUCCUGAUCCUGUUUUAAAGAGGGACGAUAAUAACAUACUAUACGGAUGUAAGGUAUCUUAUAUAGACGCCAUAUUGGGAACCACGAUGAAGAUUCCAACAGUGGAUGGGAUUGUCGAUCUGAAAAUUCCUUCAGGAACACAACCUGGGACUACUCUUGUUAUGGCGAAAAAAGGGGUUCCUUUUCUGAAUAAGAAUAAUAUGAGGGGGGAUCAGUUGGUUAAGGUGCAAGUUGAGAUUCCGAAAAAGUUGAGUGGGGAUGAGAAGAAAUUGAUUGAAGAGCUUGCUAAUCUGAACAAGGCUAAGGCUGCAGCUAAUAGCACCACCACCACUGGCGGCAGCAGCAGCCGGAGAUAGAGUUUUAUGGCGGCGGUGGUGGUGGUGGUAGUAGUGGGUGUGUAAUAUAUAUUAAUUAUUGUUACAUGCAGCAAAUGAUUUCAUCCUUGACAAUUAUAGAAUUUUGACAGGAUUAGAGAUUUCUUAUUUAGCUUGUAGUGGAAUUAAUUGCUACAAAUUCAAAACUAUGUUGCAAUUUUUGUUCUAUCUUUGAACUAAAUCUUCAUUUCUAGUUAUUCUU